AUGGCUGACAGUGCUGAUGGCUCUGCUGAGGCGCCCAGCCCGCGGGGCUCCCCGGCUCAGGUGCCGCGCGCCCCGCGGGCAGCCGGGACAGGCGGCGGCGGCGGAGUCGGCGUGGAGACUCCACGGACCGCGGCUCUGGCUCUGCGCUUUGACAAGCCCAUCAAGCAGGCCUUCUACAACACCGGGGCCGUGCUGUUCGUGUGCCUGUGCUGCGGGGCCGCGGUGCUGGUCUACUUCAUCCUGGAGGCCUUUCUGCGGCCGCUGCUCUGGGCGGUGCUGUGCGGCACCUUCCUGCACCCCUUCAAGAGCUCGCUGACCCGCGUGGGUCGCCACUGGCUGCACCGCCUGCACCGGGCGCACACGCCCAUCGUGCUGGCCGCGCUGCUGCUGCCGCUCUGCUUCGCCGACUACGGCGUCGAGGCCCUGGGCGAACAGGCGCUGCGCCGCCGCCGCCUGCUCCUGGUGCUCGGCGCGGGCGGCCCGCUGCUCUACGGCCUCUACUGCCUGGGCAGCUACCUGGGCGUGCAGGUGCUGCUGGCGCACGCCGGCCUGCUCAUCUGCCGCGGACUGGACUACUUCAGCAGCCUGUGGAUCUGGACGUUGGUAGUUGGCUAUGUGUUGACUGUUACAUUCAAGUGGAAUGCAAGUACUGAACGCUACUUGAGAGCAGUUUCAAUUCCGGUCUGGAUUAUAUUGCUUUUUCACUUAGCAUCCCUGGCUGGCUCAUGGAGAAUCCCAGUAUUCCUGGUUAUUGUUUUCCUGAUGUCAGUGGGCACCCUCUAUGAAAAACAAAAUGGAAAAGAGUCGGCUGGAGCAGAAUUACCAGGACAAGUUAUUUCCAGGGCAGCUUCCACUCUUGCUACGCUGGCCAUCUCCAUCACAGGAUAUGAAUCAGGCAGUGAAGACCAGCCCUCAACUCAGCCUCCAGAAACCACGGAUAGGAAGGAACCCCCUCCGCCGUUGUCUUCAUCUUCUUCAGCUUCCACCCCUUCACCCACUCUGGGCAGACCAAGACCUGAAAUGACAACUUUUCUUAGAAAGAAGAAAACUAGUGAUAUCUACUUUGUGUUUCUGGUUUGGGCCUUCAUUGCUGUCCAGAUCUGGCUGAACCUGUGGAUUAUACAGUUAUUGCCGGUGCCUGUUGCAGUCUGGGUACUCAAAAAGCUUAUUAUUCACUUUGGGGUUGUGAACUUCCUGGAGAAACGCUGCUACGUGUGGUGGCAGGUUGUGGAGCACUUCCUGAAGGAGCGGCAGGAAGCUCUAGCGCCUUGGCCAAUUAUUGGACUUGGAAAAUUCUUGUUAAAAGUUGAUAGCAAGCUCUGGCACUGGCUAAAUAAGAAGAUGAUCAUCUGGUUGGAGAAGAUGCUAGACAAAAUAAUUAGCAUUUUCAUCAUAUUUUUGUUAGUUAUAGGAACCCUUCUUUUAGCCCUGCUCCUGACUGCAAAGGUACAUCAAGAGAGUGUACACAUGAUUGAAGUUACAAGUAAUUUGAUUAAUGAAACCCUAGCAAACCACCCAGAGUGGGCAAAUUGGCUUCCUGAGGCUCAGGUAGUUCAAAGAGCUCUCAAUUCUGCAGCUAACAAUGUGUAUCAGUAUGGACGAGAAUGGAUAACCCAUAAGCUUCAUAAAAUUUUGGGAGAUAAAGUGAAUAAUACAGCUGUAAUCGAAAAACAAGUGCUAGAACUUUGGGACAGAUUGUACCACUCUUGGUUUGUAAAGAAUGUAACACAUUCUGGAAGGCACAAGGGACACAAGAUGCAUGUAAGCCGUCAGAACAGCUGGCUGGGAGACAUUCUAGACUGGCAAGAUAUCGCUUCCUUUGUCCAUGAGAAUAUCGAGACAUUUCUUUCCAUCCUAGAGUCUCUGUGGAUUGUGAUGAGCCGAAACUUGAGCCUCCUUUUCACCACUGUCACUAUGCUCCUGACCAUUCUCUUCUACAGCGGGACGGCUCUUCUCAACUUUGUGCUGUCUCUGAUCAUUUUCCUGACCACCCUAUUUUAUCUAUUAAGUUCCAGUGAUGAGUAUUAUAAGCCAGUGAAGUGGGUGAUAAGCCUGACACCAUUAUCUCAGCCAGGUCCUUCUUCUAAUAUUAUUGGCCAGUCUGUGGAAGAAGCUAUCAGAGGGGUGUUUGAUGCUUCCCUCAAGAUGGCUGGCUUCUAUGGACUGUACACAUGGCUGACUCACACUAUAUUUGGCAUCAACAUUGUCUUCAUACCAUCAGCUUUGGCAGCAAUCCUUGGCGCAGUACCGUUUCUGGGGACAUACUGGGCAGCAGUACCUGCAGUUCUCGACCUGUGGCUCACACAAGGCUUAGGAUGCAAGGCCAUCUUACUGCUGGUUUUUCAUCUCUUACCAACAUACUUUGUAGAUACUGCCAUCUAUUCUGACAUAUCAGGAGGUGGCCACCCGUACUUGACAGGUCUGGCAGUGGCUGGCGGAGCAUACUACUUAGGCCUGGAGGGAGCCAUUAUUGGGCCCAUACUUCUUUGCAUACUUGUGGUUGCUUCCAAUAUCUAUAGUGCUAUGCUGGUGAGUCCUACAAAUUCAGUGCCCACACCAAACCAGACCCCAUGGCCUGCUCAGACUCAACGGACUUUCCGUGACAUUUCUGAAGACCUAAAAUCUUCGGUAGACUGA
Messenger RNA from Elephantulus edwardii (Cape elephant shrew), 2637 nucleotides. RefSeq names its product transmembrane protein 245 (gene TMEM245). Lineage: Eukaryota; Metazoa; Chordata; Mammalia; Macroscelidea; Macroscelididae. Bases 1 to 2637 code for a protein of 878 amino acids. The record is from RefSeq and is a predicted model, not a curated record. The transcript has 18 exons.